AUGCGUUCUGUAUACGAUCAGCUUCUACAAACUACCUCUCCCCCACUUAUCAUCACACCACAGGAUCGGGCGUUAUCAUUCUACAAAGCUGUUCUUUGUGCGGAUCCCAAAAAUAUCUGGGCUGCUCAUGGCAUCGGUUGCGUUCUGGCUCACAAAGGAUUCGUCAACGAAGCCCGAGAUGUGUUCGCUCAAGUUCGAGAAGCAACUGCUGAUUUCGCUGAUGUAUGGGUCAAUAUCGCACAUAUCUACGUGGAACAGAAGCAAUACACAGCGGCCAUACAAAUGUACGAAAACUGUAUAAAGAAGUUUUCGAUGCAAAACAAUACGGAGUUGCUCCAAUACCUCGCCAGAGCGUAUUUCAAGGCCAACCAGUUGAAGGAGUGUAAACUGAUGCUUUUAAGGGCACUUCACGUCAAGCCGUCGGACCCUCUCCUAUCAUUUAACCUCGCUCUGGUUCGGAAACGAUUAGCUGUCACUGUGCUUCAAGAUGAGACCAGCAGCUUCUCAUCGGUUUGUGAAGCCAUUACAGACUUGAAUAUGGCCAGAUGUACUUUUGAUCACCUCUCAAAACUGUCGGAAGUUUUAAACCAGCCACUUGCGGCAGAAGAAGCACGAGCUUGCCAGGAUUUAUUGAGUCAAGCAAAAUAUCAUUUGGAUCGAGCCAAGUCACGUGAAGAACAGGAGCGUGUGGUUCGCAAACGACAGGAGGACGAGCGUGAAGCCCAGCGUAAGCGACAACUGGAGUUGCAGCAGCAAGCCGAACAAAUGCGUUUGGAACGUGAAAGGCGACUAGAGGAAGAGCGUGGCCGAUUUUUGGAAAAAGCAAAGCAGAUUGUCAUCGAACCCGCGGCUGAAGAACGAAAGGGGCGAAAAAGUGGCGGGGGAAGCCGGCGACGUGAUGAUUUUAUUGCUUCUGAAAGCGAUGAUAAUAGCGAGGACCGGCAAAGUAAUCACGGUGAAGAGGGUGAAGGAAACCGCAGCAAUAGACAGAAACACAAGCGAAGUAUGAGGCGACGUGCUGUCGAGGAACGUUCAGGCGCUCGGAAAAAGGCUCGUUUUAGCAGUUCGAAAGAUGAUGGACUGACAGCGAGACAGCGUAUGCGCGUCGUUAGCAAAGAGAUUGUGUCCGAAUCUAGCGACAGUAGCAGCGGUGACGACGUGGAAGACGAAGCGGCGCAUGAGGCCAGGGUUACCGCUCUAGCUCGUAAGAUCUUAUCCUCCGAUGAAGAUGAUCUCGAUCAACCUGUUGAACGGUUGCCGACACCGGAACGACAUGAAGACUCAUCUUCAUCUUUGGAUCUCUCGCAAGGCAAAAAGCUACCUUCCAAGGCGCACAAUUCCAGACGGUUCGCUGGUCUCGGACGGAGCGGAAGGGCUCGUGGUCAGAAACGCAAUGCCAUCCAGUCCUCGGAUGAAGAAGAUGAAGCUCCAACGACAGUUGAGCGCUAUAGACCGCCUGCAUCUCAUAACGUGAGCAGCGAAGAGGAAGGUGUUCCUCACCGAAAGACGGUGAAGUCGCGCAAGUCGAAUGUACUUAAUCCCACUGAAUUCCCCAGUGACACGGAAACAAAUAAAGGCGACGAUUCUGAUGAUGGGCUGGCUGGUUUGGAGAAACGAAAGCGACUGGUGGCCAGCAGUGAUAGUGAUGCGGAGCAGGAGCCAGUCGCUCAAGGUGGAGAGGCUAGUGACUCUACUAUAAACACUAGCGACAGAGAUGCACGAUCACCUUCACUGCCCCCGUCUGACUUCUCCUCUGCUCUCUCAGAAGAUGACAUUUCCUGA
Molecule: messenger RNA, 1782 nt
Organism: Dicrocoelium dendriticum
Lineage: Eukaryota; Metazoa; Platyhelminthes; Trematoda; Plagiorchiida; Dicrocoeliidae
Source: the annotation of a GenBank genome assembly